Calidris pugnax (ruff) is the source of this 1350-nucleotide messenger RNA. Its product is annotated as transmembrane emp24 domain-containing protein 4. Bases 814 to 1248 code for a protein of 144 amino acids. The transcript is spliced from 3 exons. The record is from RefSeq and is a predicted model, not a curated record. NCBI's taxonomy places the organism in Eukaryota, Metazoa, Chordata, Aves, Charadriiformes, Scolopacidae. Gene Ontology annotation, biological process: intracellular protein transport; Golgi organization; positive regulation of canonical NF-kappaB signal transduction. Gene Ontology annotation, cellular component: Golgi apparatus; endoplasmic reticulum-Golgi intermediate compartment; endoplasmic reticulum.
CCUGGGGGUGGGGUCCCUGGGGAUCCUGGAGCACCCAACAACCUGGAUGGGGGGGUCUCUGAGGACCAUGGGGUGCUUGCCAGCCUGGGUGGGGGGUCCCUGAGGACCAUGGAGCACCCACCAUCCUGGUGGGUCCCACACCAACCUGAGCGUGGGGUCCCUGGGGACCACAGGGUGCUCCACCAGCCAGGACAGGGGGUCCCUGGGGUGCCCACCAUCCUGGGUGGGGGGUCCCUGGGGUGCACGGUGUCCUCCACCAACCUGAGCAUGGUGUCCCUGGGGACCACGGAGCACCCACCAGCCUGGGUGGGGGGUCCCUGGGGUGCGUGGGGUCCCCACUAGCUGGGCCGUGGGGUCCCUGAGGACCAUGGGGUGCCCACCAUCCUGGGUGGGGGGUCCCUGGGGUGUGUGGGGUCCCACACCAACCUGAGCAUGGUGUCCCUGGGGAUCACGGAGCACCCACCAACCUGGGUGGGGGGUCCCUGGGGUGCAUGGGGGCCCCACUAGCUGGGGUGUGGAGUCCCUGAGGACCAUGGGGGGUCACUGGGGUGCAUGGGAUCCCCACCAUCCUCGGUGGGGGGUCCAUGGGGUGCUUGCCAGCCUGGGUGGCGGGUCCCUGAGGACCAUGGGGUGCCCACCAUCCUGGGUGGUGGGUCCCUGGGGUGCGUGGUGUCCCCCACCAACCUCAACGUGGUGUCCCUGGGGAUCCUGGAGCACCCACCAACCUGGGUGGGGUGUCCCUGAGGACCACGGGGUGCCCUUCCACCUGGGUGGGGGGUGUCCCAGUGUCCCCCCCGCGGGGAAGGUGACAAUAUGGUGACCCAGGUGGUGCUGUCCCGGCAAUACGGCUCGGAGGGGCGCUUCACCUUCACCUCCCACACGCCGGGCGAGCACCAGAUCUGCCUCCACUCCAACUCCACACGCAUGGCCCUCUUCGCCGGCGGCAAACUGCGGGUCCACCUGGACAUCCAGGUGGGGGAACACACCAACAACUACCCCGAAAUCGCCGCCAAGGACAAGCUGACGGAGCUGCAGCUCCGCGCCCGCCAGCUCCUCGACCAGGUGGAGCAGAUCCAAAAAGAGCAAAACUACCAACGGUACCGGGAGGAGCGGUUCCGCAUGACCAGCGAGAGCACCAACCAGCGGGUCCUCUGGUGGUCCAUCGCCCAGACCAUCAUCCUCAUCCUCACGGGCAUCUGGCAGAUGAGGCACCUCAAGAGCUUCUUCGAGGCCAAGAAGCUGGUGUGACCCCCACACACCCCAAAAUUCCCCCCUUUGUGUGUGUGUCCCCCAACCCUGCAACACCCUGGGGCCGGUGGGUGGAAAAUAAAGCUUUUUUUUUUGGGGUCC